This is a messenger RNA of Elgaria multicarinata webbii, 5649 nucleotides long. It is a transcript of the gene PTPRO, whose product is annotated as protein tyrosine phosphatase receptor type O. Gene Ontology annotation, biological process: podocyte differentiation; axon guidance; regulation of glomerular filtration. NCBI's taxonomy places the organism in Eukaryota, Metazoa, Chordata, Lepidosauria, Squamata, Anguidae. Gene Ontology annotation, molecular function: cadherin binding; protein tyrosine phosphatase activity; Wnt-protein binding. Bases 1 to 4473 code for a protein of 1490 amino acids. The transcript has 29 exons. The record is from RefSeq and is a predicted model, not a curated record. Gene Ontology annotation, cellular component: glutamatergic synapse; plasma membrane; GABA-ergic synapse.
AUGCCAAGGGCAACCCCAACCAUCCCGCCUGCCCCUUCGACGGAUCCCCCUGCCCGGAUCCAGGGCGCGGCGGCAGGACUCGCUUCUUGUCCUCCUGCCGCAGCAGCGCGCCGGAUCGGAGAAGGCGCGCUGCUCCAUCCCCGCCGCCGUCCGCUCCCCCAGCAGCCCUACUCACCCCCUCUCCGCCGGCGAGCGCCUCCCUUCCGCAAAUCCGCCCGCUUCUUGGCUCCGGGCGGGGAUCAGCGAUGCCGGCUCAGCAGCGGAGCCAUGGGCGCCUGGAGCCGCGUCCCGGCAGGCUGCAGCGGCAGGCAGCGCGCGCGCCAGAGAGAGGCUGCUGCAAAAUGCGCGGCGGGGGCUUCGCGGAGCGCGAGGAGCCCGGCUCGACGCGGCUUCCCUGGUAGGCAGCGGCGAUCCCACGCGGCCGCGCUCUCGCGCUCUCGCGCCGGCUCUUUUAAAGAGGUAGCUCUGCGGCGCCCCCUGGAGGCCGUCAAGGCGGAGCGUGGCUGGGCUGCAGCGUCGCUUGUCGCCUCCGGGAGCGGGAGCGGGCGGCCGCGGACGGACCCGCGCGACGAAAUGCCUGUGCUAUUGAGACGGAGAGGAGGAAGGCGGCGGUGGAAGCGAGCCGUCAAGGAGCAGUCGAGCAGCCCCGGUCACCCCUUGGAGCUGCGGCCGAAGGAAGGGAAAGGCGGAAAGGAGAACCCCCGAGCCUUUCAGUCAUCAAGGAAGAGGAGGAGCGAGGAGGAGCCGCGAGUCCAACGCCGGGUCUCCAGCGAGACGGGAAAGCCGCCCUGCGGGGAUCUCGCCCCGGGAGGAAGGAGCGGCGUCCCCAUGCGCGGCCGCUUCUGCCGGCUCUGGCUCUUUGUUUUACUCCUCAAGGAUGUGGCACCUUUCCGGGUGGCUGUGCGAGAUGACAACUGCAUAGCUGUUUCCCUCGAGGCCGCCGACGUGGUGAGCUCGCCCUCCUCGGUGUACGUCGUGAAGAUCGCCGGCGAAUCCAAGAACUAUUUUUUCCAGUUUGACGAAUUCAACAGCACUUUCCCCGCCCCUGUGCUAUUUAAUGCCACCUACCAUGGCCUGUAUUACAUAGUGACUUUGAUGGUCGUGAGCGCAAAUAUGGUUUCCAAGCCAGCUAGAUCCAUCACUGUGUUAACCAAACCUCUUCCUGUAACCCGUGUUUCCAUCUAUGACUAUAAACCAUCGCCUGAAACGGGAGUAUUGUUUGAAAUCCAAUACCCAGAGAAGUACAAUGUUUUCACCAGGGUGAAUAUAAGCUACUGGGAAGGGAAAGACUACCGGACAAUGUUAUAUAAAGAUUCCUUUAAAGGCAAAACCGUUUAUAAUCACUGGCUGCCAGGAAUAUGUUAUAGUAACAUCACGUUCCAGCUGGUCUCUGAAGCAACAUUCAACAAAAGCACCUUGGUGGAAUACAGCGGGGUAAAGCAUGAGCCCAAGCAGCACCGGACAGUUCCCUACCCACCCCGAAACAUUUCCGUGCGUAUCGUACAUAUGAACAUCCAUGAGAACUGGGAGGAACACAGUGGGAAUUUUCCAGAAGAAUCCUUCCUGGGAAACCAGAAUGCCAUAGAGGAGGAAGAAAAAGUUCCUCAGGUGUUGGACAAUCUGCCUGAACUCCCGACAGAGAACACUUCCUAUACGUGGCCCGAUUACCACUACAACAGCAGUGAUUAUGAAACCACGUCUCAGCCAGAUUGGUGGAUUAAUGAAUCUGACUCCCCUGAGAAUGAGGAUGAGUUUGUUAAUGCAGCACCAAGAGAUUAUGAGAACAUCAACCCUACCACAGAGUUUGGCCAACCCACGGCCGGGCCUCCCUCAUUUCUCCCGGUGCAAAUGGUCCUGAGCUGGUUGCCUCCCAAACCACCAACAGCAUUUGACGGCUUCCAUAUUCAUAUAGAGAGAGAAGAAAACGUCACAGAAUUUCUGACAGUCGGUGAGGACAUUCAUGAAUUUGUCGCUGAUCUGAAAGAACCAGGGAAAUAUACUAUAUCGGUUACAACAUUUAGCUCCUCCGGUUCGUGUGAGGUUCGGGCCAGCCAAUCUGCCAAAACACUUAGUUUUUAUAUUAGUCCUGCAGGGGAAUUGAUAGAAGAACUGACAGAGAAGCCUCAGAAUGUCAUGGUGACUCAGCUGAGUUCUACCACCGCCUCACUCUCUUGGACAACGUCACAGGAGACCAACAGCAGCAAUGACCCGAUUGUGUCUGUCAUGUCCUUAACGUGCCAGAAACAGAAGGAGAGCCAAAGGCUUGAGAAGCAUUAUUGCACGGAGGUGAAUACGAGCAGCGGCUUCAUUGAGAACCUGGUUCCUGGCGCACAGUACCAAGUUGUCAUUUACUUACGGAAGGGACCGCUGGUUGGGCCUCCUUCUGAUCCAGUAACAUUUGCCAUCGUGCCAACUGGGAUCAAGGAUUUAACGCUUUAUCCUUUGGGGCCCACCGCCGUCGUUCUCAGCUGGAACAGGCCUUACCUUGGUGUCUUCCGGAAAUACAUUGUAGAAAUGUUUUAUUUCAACCCCUCAACCAUGACCUCGGAGUGGACGACGUAUUACGAAAUUGCAGCUACCAUCUCUUUAACGUCAUCAGUGAGAAUAGGCAACCUGCUACCUGCCUGGUAUUAUAACUUUCGAGUUACCAUGGUGACAUGGGGAGACCCAGAACUGAGCUGUUGUGACAGCUCCACCAUCGGCUUCAUAACAGCUCCAGUAUCUCCCGAAAUCACUUCAGUUGAGUAUUUCAAUAACCUUCUCUACGUCAGCUGGAUCUACGGUGAUGACAACACGGACCUUUCCCAUUCUAGGAUGCUGCACUGGAUGGUUAUUGCAGAAGGAAAGAAAAAGAUAAAAAAGAGUGUGACCCGGAAUGUCAUGACGGCGGUGCUGAACCUGCCUGCAGGGGACAUCUACAAUCUCUCAGUAACUGCUUGCACCGAAACGGGCAGUAACACUUCUGCACUUCAGCUGGUGAAAGUUGACCCAGCUCCUCCAAGAUCGCUCUUUGCUGUGAACAAGACCCAGACCUCCGUGACUCUCCUCUGGGUGGAAGAAGGAGUAGCUGAUUUUUUUGAAGUCUUCUGCCAGCAGGCUGGCUUGGGCCAAGACCCAAAGAUCCAGGAACCUGUUACAGUUUCUUCACAUGUAGUGACGAUCUCCAGUCUUCUGCCUGCCACGUCCUACAACUGCAGUGUCACCAGCUUCAGCCACGACAGUCCCAGCAUCCCAACCUUCAUUGCUGUCUCCACCAUGGUUACCGAGAUGAAUCCCAACGUGGUGGUGAUCUCUGUCCUAGCCAUUCUGAGCAUUCUCCUGAUUGGGCUGCUGCUUGUGACACUCAUUGUACUUCGGAGAAAACACCUACAAAUGGCCAGGGAAUGUGGAGCUGGAACUUUUGUGAAUUUUGCUUCAUUGGAGAGAGAUGGAAAGCUUCCGUACAACUGGCGAAGGAGUGUAUUUGCUUUCCUAACUCUGUUACCCUCCUGCCUUUGGACUGAUUAUCUCUUGGCAUUUUAUAUUAACCCUUGGAGUAAAAACGGAUUGAAGAAGAGAAAGCUGACCAAUCCUGUCCAGCUGGAUGACUUUGACGGCUACAUCAAGGAUAUGGCGAAAGAUUCUGAUUACAAAUUCUCUCUACAGUUUGAGGAACUGAAGCUGAUUGGGCUGGAUAUCCCACACUUCGCAGCUGACCUCCCCAUGAAUCGCAGUAAAAAUCGCUACACCAAUAUCCUCCCUUAUGACUUCAGCCGUGUCCGACUAGUUUCAAUGAAUGAAGAAGAAGGCUCUGAUUACAUUAAUGCCAACUAUAUCCCUGGCUACAACUCUCCGCAGGAGUACAUUGCGACCCAGGGACCACUGCCAGAGACGAGGAAUGAGUUUUGGAAGAUGGUUCUCCAGCAGAAAUCACAAAUCAUUGUCAUGCUGACACAAUGCAAUGAGAAGAGAAGGGUAAAAUGCGAUCACUAUUGGCCUUUCACAGAGGAGCCGGUUCCUUAUGGAGACAUCACCGUGGAGAUGCUGUCCGAAGAGGAGCAAGCAGAUUGGGUUUUUAGGAAUUUCAGAAUCAGCUAUGCCGACGAGGUGCAGGAUGUGAUGCAUUUUAAUUACACAGCUUGGCCAGACCAUGGAGUCCCUCCCACAAAUGCAGCAGAAAGCAUCUUGCAGUUUGUACAGAUAGUCAGGCAGCAGGCAAUGAAAAGUAAAGGGCCCAUGAUCAUACACUGCAGUGCUGGUGUGGGACGGACAGGGACUUUUAUAGCAUUGGACCGACUCUUACAGCAUAUUCGGGAUCACGAGUUUGUAGAUAUAUUGGGACUGGUGUCCGACAUGCGGUCUUAUCGGAUGUCCAUGGUUCAGACAGAGGAGCAAUUCAUUUUUAUUCACCAGUGUGUGCAAUUAAUGUGGCUAAAGAAGAAGCAGCAGUUCUGCAUCAGCGACGUCAUAUACGAGAAUGUCAGCAAGUCGUAAUGCCGAGCCGCGGGCGCUGCUUUGCAGUAUGUGGACAAAUGGGGGAAAAAAAGAUGACAUUUUACAUCCAGAAGCUCUGGGAGACAUAGCCUUAAGGAACCUGCAGUGUCUUGUUUGAACUCUUUACUUUCUGGACUUUUUCUUUUCUUUUAAAAUUAGUAAUACUGGACCAAAUUCAACAUGGCGACAUACAAAGGAACAGUAUAAUAACGUGCUUAACAUACAGCACUCCAGAAAGGCUUUCUGACAUCUUUUCAUUUUUUUAAGCCUCUUUAAUUGUUUAUGUUUAACAUGCAGGUUGAGCUUAAAGGUUACGGAAAGUGCAAUAUUCAAGGUUCAGUCUGAACAACUACAAGCUUUCUCCGUGUACCUCUGGUGAUGUCUGUAAAAGGCAGGAAUGGGCAGGUUUAGCAUUGGACAAUAGCUCGUUAGCAUGCAGUAAGGCAUGAGAAGACUGUGGAGGCUGGAAAAAGACGGUGGGCCACUUUGACGCGACCAUCUAAGGCUCACGGACAACCUCCAGUGUGGAGCGUGAAGCGAAGUCUUAUCCUCCCCAAACGAACUGGCUCAAAGCUGGAAAGAAACCCAGAGGAGCCUCAAACUUCAGCACCAGGUCCAACGUUUGAGGUCAACUGUUCCAUUGGCUUGGAGAUCGGUGGUGAAAUUUCACGGAGGUUGGGGUGACUCAAGAAGUCUGAAUUCCAGAGCAGAAAAUGCCCUUUUGCCUGUUCAACGAGUCUACUAGGGAAAAGAAAAAUCCUGAAGACCUGGAUUUGGAGUGCAACUGUUGGAUGGAUGCAACGCCUGCCAUCGAGUGAUGACCAAUUUGGGGGAUGAGCCCCGCUGCUGCACCCAUUGAGUUGCCUGAGUCAGUCUUUGCUGCCAAAACUUUUUCCUGUUUGCUUGGUUUUGUUCAUUUCCUGUCUUUAAAAAACAAACAGAACGAAGCUUUGUCAAUGUUGUGGGGUGUGGGGGGGGCCCGUACGGUGCACUGACAGAUGCAACUUCAUGGCAUUGACGGGCUGGGAAACAUAAGCUGCAGAACUGAGGAUUUCUUUGGGCAUGUUAAAAGCAUUCGAAUGACUUCUUUCCUCAGUGAUGGUACCCAGGUGUCAGUCUUCGGUUUACCGCAGGGUGUUUUGUCUGGAACAGUUAGUGUAACUAGCUGUGUUUCUU